Trametes versicolor FP-101664 SS1 is the source of this 636-nucleotide messenger RNA. RefSeq lists its product as uncharacterized. Bases 1 to 636 code for a protein of 211 amino acids. NCBI's taxonomy places the organism in Eukaryota, Fungi, Basidiomycota, Agaricomycetes, Polyporales, Polyporaceae. The record is from RefSeq and is a predicted model, not a curated record. The transcript is spliced from 4 exons.
AUGGCUGUUUUCCACUGGCUGUGGGUCACAGCCGUAGUCAACGCCCGUUUCCGCGUGUCCAUCUCUGCCUACGCCAUCGAUGAGCACACGGUCUUGGACCUCAGCGAAUGUCCUGCACCCGCAUAUAGCCACGGUCCUUCCCGUCAAAUUGAAGGCGCGCGCGUACAGCAAGUCGCGAACGACUGUGGCGGCCAAUCUGACACCUCGGUCGCAUCCCACGCUCAUAUCUCUAGGAAAACCGUCCGCGUCAUUGACGACACGAACGCCGAUUCCGAAGCUGACUGGAACGCCAGUGCCGACUCCUCGUACCGCAAACGAAAGUCGGUGCCUUUCGUAGACCUGCGCGCUGUGACAGAGAAACGCAAGGCAUCCACGAAAAAAAGGUCGCGGCGCAUGAAGGUCGCGCUGUGCGCAUCCGGAAAGCCGAGCAAUCAGGUGGUAUCACCUCGGACGCAUGAAAACCUGCAGAUGCCAACUGGUGUUCUUGUCUCUGUGCCUGGGCCUCGACCUUCGCAGGCUCUCUCGGUCGCUGCUGCCCUAGAGUCUCUCAGCUACGUCUCCGUUCAGCGCACGACACAGUUCAUCCCUGGGGCGAUCUACGAAGGCAAAGAGUUCCGGUGCUUCUACGUGCGAUGA